This is a messenger RNA of Diospyros lotus (date-plum), 1715 nucleotides long. RefSeq names its product cytoplasmic tRNA 2-thiolation protein 2. The record is from RefSeq and is a predicted model, not a curated record. The transcript has 7 exons. The coding region runs from base 38 to 1453 and encodes 471 amino acids. NCBI's taxonomy places the organism in Eukaryota, Viridiplantae, Streptophyta, Magnoliopsida, Ericales, Ebenaceae. Gene Ontology annotation, cellular component: cytosol. Gene Ontology annotation, molecular function: sulfurtransferase activity; tRNA binding. Gene Ontology annotation, biological process: tRNA wobble position uridine thiolation.
UAUAUGCGCGUGGCAGGACAGUUUUGGGGUCGAAGCAAUGGCGUGCAGCAACGGUGGAGGAACAUGUCUCUCCGGUUGCUACAAAGAAGACGACAACAAGAAGCAUGAAGAAGAAGCCGCUGCCAACGGCGUUGUGCCGAAUCCCAAGGGCAACAGCCAUGAGGGCGACGCUUGCAUAAAGUGCAAAUCUAACCAGAACAUCGCCGCCACCAGCCCCACGGUGGCCAUCGGCGGCGACGCUGCCCGGUUUUGCGCCGAUUGCUUCCGAAGCAAUUUGUUUGGGAAGUUCAGGUUCGCAGUCACCUCCAACGCCAUGAUUUCUCCCUCUGAUAAAGUCCUCCUCGCUUUCUCUGGUGGCCCUUCUUCCAGGGUGGCUUUACAAUUUGUGCAUGAGAUCCAAAGUAAAGCACAAAAGAACUUUGAUGCAAGUAAAGAUAGAGCAUUGCCAGUAUUUGGUGUUGGGGUUGCUUUUGUAGAUGAAAGUGCUAUUUAUCCAGUCCCUUCUCAUGAAUUCAAUGAUGCAAUUGAAGAUAUGAAACUUAUACUAUCAAAUUUAACUCCACCAAGAAAAGAGUUUCAUGUUGUCCCCAUAGAGAGCAUUUAUUCUUUGGAUUCAGGGAAUGUAAAGGACAGGUUGAAAGGAUUCGUUAAUGCCAUUGCUGAUGCGACUGGAAAGGAAGAUCUUCUGAUGCAUUUGCGAAUGUCUUUGCUGCAAAAGAUUGCUCUUGAAAAUGGAUACACCAAACUUAUGUUGGGAUCCUGCACAUCAAGGUUAGCUUGCCAUGUCAUUGCAGCUGCUGUUAAGGGUCAGGGUUAUUCUUUAGCUGCAGAUAUACAAUAUGUGGAUGCAAGGUGGAAGAUACCAGUUAUGCUUCCCCUGCGUGAUUGUCUGUCACAAGAGCUUGACAUGCUCUGUCGCAUUGACGGCUUAAAAACUAUGAAGGUUUUUGACAUUCCUCAUUCUGGCAUCAACGGCUUGGUCUCAUCAUUUGUAAAGCUAUUGCAGGAAGAAAAUCCUUCUCGUGAAUGCACAAUCAUGAGAACAGCAGGAAAGCUCACUCCAUUCCAUUUUAAUAGGAUUCCAGAAAGCGAGGACCUUAAUGCUCGUUUGACAUCCCAAAAGCGUCGGAAAAAAUUUAAUCUGAAGCCUAUUGAAUCCCUUCCGCAAGAAUCAUUCUGUCCCAUUUGUAAUAGCCCAACCAAUGAAUAUGACUUGAAAAGUUUGAGCAAUGUUGAGAACAUCCAAUCAACUGCCGAAACUUUUGGAGCCAUAUGUUGUUCAAGUUGCCAAUUUCAGAUACUUCCUAAAGAACCCUCAGCAAUGGAGGAAUUUUAUUCUCUGCUUCCACAGCUAAUCACUGCCCGAGCCAAGGAUGGCGACCAUUGCAACCAGAGAUUUCUGUGGGAGCAAAUUCAAGACUGCUUACUUUCAGACUCUGAAGAUGAAACCUGAACCUGCUAUUUGGUUGUCUCCAAGACUUCUGCUCCAGUCGAUUGACAUUCGCGUUUUUAACUAAUUAAUUCAAUUAUUCAGCAUGGCUCGGUUUCGUGCUUCCCAUUGGCAGCAAGCCAGGAAACAGGAGAAACAGAAGAGUUUUUUAAGGUUUGAUAUGAUAUUAAGAAAUCUGGAUUGAUUUGAUAAUGUAAUCAGCUUGUUCCUCUCUGCUUUUGUUCAUAUCUAUGGGCCGGCUGUUGCCUUUUAAGUUUUGGGGAAA